Messenger RNA from Ruditapes philippinarum (Manila clam), 3023 nucleotides. RefSeq names its product calexcitin-2-like. The record is from RefSeq and is a predicted model, not a curated record. The coding region runs from base 372 to 1121 and encodes 249 amino acids. The transcript has 8 exons. Lineage: Eukaryota; Metazoa; Mollusca; Bivalvia; Venerida; Veneridae. Gene Ontology annotation, molecular function: calcium ion binding.
UAACAGACAAUGCCCUAAAAAAGGGCAUAAUUAAAUCAAACGAGAGGAAAACUUAGUUUGAUUUUUUUGUACCAUUAACAAAUCAAUUUGCUCCGUUACGGGUGAAGGAUUUUAAUGAACAAUCGUUGACAAAUUGAAAUUAUAUCGUGUAUGUGUAUAUACAUGUAUGUACUAUUUUUAGAAAAUAUUAUUUGUAAAUAAUUUAUUGUGAACAUCGGGAUGGUUUGAUAUAUGCUGGAAAAUUAAAUGAUAUCAAUCCACACCGGAGUAUCAGCACAAACCAGUGAAAUAUUUCAAUGGGCCUUUGAUAAAUGGACAGCGUUCUCGAGCUUUAAUAUAUCAGUGUAACGUCCUUUAAUCAAAACAAAACCAUGUGUUUCGAGUGGUUAUACACAACAGAGCGAUACAAAGUGAAGAAAAAAGAAAACAUUAUGGAAGAGAAAGGAUUUUUUGGAAGAUUUGCUGACGCAUUUCGUCGUAAAGGUCGAAACAUGGGACUAGUGUUAGGUCUCUUUCAGCCGGAGUUAUCCGAAUUUCAGCGCAAAAAACUUUUGUACGAGUUCCACACAUUUUUCGAUUUGAGUAGAGAUGGUACAUUAGAAUGGAAAGACUUCGACAUGGCCAGACAGAAAAUAUGUGACAUGAGCGGCUGGAAGCCCGGGGCUCAGAGAUAUUUACAAGUGCACGAGUUAUUUAAAGAGAUCUGGAGAAAACUUCAGGAUGACGGUGAUGUAGAUUAUGACGGUAAAAUCUCUGAGGAGGAAUGGAUCAAAAUGUGGGAGGCGUUCAACAAGCAAUAUAUUCAGGAAAUGUCUAAGAGCAAGGAUCAAAAUAUAACGAUAGAAUUACCAGGUUGGCUGAAUAAAUAUAUGGAAUAUAAGUUUAACCUAUUAGACCGUACAGGUAAUGGUUUUGUUGACGUAGAGGAGUAUGAAUAUGUGAUGUCAGAGUUUGGAGUGCCACCAAAAGAUGCAAAGAACGCCUUCUUAAUGUUUUCUCAGAACAAUGAAAAGAAAGUAGAUCUAGAAUACUUCAAAGAACUUUGUACAGAAUAUUAUCGCUCGGAUGACCCUAGUGCGCUCGGCAAUUUCAUUAAUGGCAAACUGGAUUUUACGGACUGACAUUGCACUUUUUAAAUUGCCACAUUCAUUAUUUUUUCUGUUACGUUUCCUUGUUAAUUUUUUAGAUUAAUCUAUUAAUCUAUUGUAUUUUAACUAUGCUAUUAGAAGAAUUGGAUUUUUCUGUCGACUUCAGCAUGUAAACUUCAAUGUCCCAUAUAGGUCACUUUUGUACCUCUCCAUGUUUUCAUUUAAAAGAAGUCGCCUCCAGAUUCAUGUUAAGAUUAAUAUUUUUGUUUAAUUUAUUUAAAAGUAAAAUAAUGUGAGGUUAACAAAUAAAGUCAUUUACAUAUUGCAAUCGGCACUUUCAAUCCACGAAAAUUACCAAAAAGUGGAAAAACAGUCCUUACUGCGUGAGUAACGCAGGAGAAAUAUGGUGAUAAAAUACUGCAAAAUGAGUGUUAAACCGCACAUAACAUGUAAAAUAUAACCUGGACCUUGAAAGUUUUUUACCUUUCUUAAAAGUUAAGUACUUUUUUCUCAAUAUUGAUUUUCUUGAAAUAUUUUGGAUCAUCUGGAGGCGUGCAGCCUUAAAAGCAAUUUAGGUAUAGUAUUUAAAUAACGACCACUUGCCCUCAAAUUGUACAUAGCUCUGUCAUGCAUUCUCGUUUCUUGUUAUUUGACCUAAAUGCCCAUUUUGCCUCAGAAAUGCUUUAAAUUUUAUUUGUCAAAACCUUUUUAAUAUUGCUGCAUUUAUAGUAUCCAAAAAGUGACUCAUUGCCAAUUACCUGAAACACUUUUUUCAUCUGUUGCUUUUUGUCAAUUAGAUAAGCACAGUUAUAGAGAAUAAGUAUUUUGUAUGGAAGAGAAAAUACUACUUUGUUUACAUUUUGCUACUUUUAUGACAAAUUAUUUCACAUUUAUCGCUAAUUUCUUCAGAUGACUAGAAUCGAACAUGGUGUAAAACCAUUAUUUUUAACUUUAUUAAAUACAAGUUUGCCAAUAAAUUUGUUUCUGAGGCAUAAUGUGCCUUUAAAAUUACAGUAAAAUGUCUAAAAUACCAUCACGUUGUUGUAUUGAGAUAUGGCUGAAAAAACGGAACAUGUAUAUAUAUGCCUUUAUCAAAAGGACUGUGUAAUAACGUACAUAAUUCCAUAGAAAAUUUAGGCAUGAUUUCACAAACACAUUGUGAAUAGUCGAGUAUGCCGUCCAACUCCGACGCAGUUGUCCUCCUUUCCUUCGCUACACACAACACUGCCAUAAUAAGUCAGUUUUUAUAUCAAAAUUUGAUAGAAUUUAAAACAGAAAAGGACACAUGAUUGUUAUCUGCUUUCUUGUAAAUGUAAUUGAAUAAUAACCAUUCGCUAAUAUAUUGCUUAAAUUGAAUAAAGAGAAUAAAAAGAUUAUACAUAUGUAUCAUUAUACGGAUAUUUUCGGUCAUUUACAUAACAUGUUGUUACUCUUAUUCAAGUAAAGGUUGGUUGUUUGCAAUCUAUAAAAAUGUUCAAUGUUAAAAAUGUAUCCAGAUUAUGAAUAAGUUUGGUUCCAUUUUUUCCAUUAAAGUCGUAAUAACGUUUGCUUUCGUUACACAAAAAAAAAACAACACCACUUUCUACUGAAAUAUUUUUAUUUACCGUUCAUUAUGAAUGAAGUCAAGUGCCGAUUCCUAUGGUCACGUGAAAUUUGUGAAGGCAGUGAUUUGAUUGGCUAUGCACAAAGGAGUUUGGCACGCUAUCCCUGUUGACAACUCUUAAGAUUUUCACUUCAAGCAGUGUUUUCGAUCAUGUCAAGUUUUUGUUACACACCAUUGGUUCUUAGUGCUCGCCAAUUGUUUUAAGCCAAUCACCGACGAGGAUUUUUCAAAUUUUCAGGUUACAAAUCUUAAUAGAACAGAUUUUAUAUAAACUGGACGUUUUAUAUUAUAAAACGCAAGUGGGCGGAGCACUAAGCCGGUUAGAGUGCAUA